Messenger RNA from Acomys russatus (golden spiny mouse), 840 nucleotides. RefSeq names its product centromere protein V (gene Cenpv). The transcript is spliced from 5 exons. Gene Ontology annotation, biological process: positive regulation of cytokinesis; regulation of chromosome organization; pericentric heterochromatin formation. Bases 59 to 811 code for a protein of 250 amino acids. The record is from RefSeq and is a predicted model, not a curated record. Lineage: Eukaryota; Metazoa; Chordata; Mammalia; Rodentia; Muridae. Gene Ontology annotation, cellular component: spindle midzone; kinetochore; nucleus. Gene Ontology annotation, molecular function: carbon-sulfur lyase activity.
CGCCUCGGCCAGCAGGGGCGCGUAGAGCUGGGAGGCCUGUGCGCCCGAUGAAGGAGGCAUGCGGCGGACUCGGAGUGCCGUGGCCACCGAGCCGAGGGAGCAGCGGCGCUCCGGAGCCUCCGGGGCCCUGACCGACCGCGAAAGCCCGACACGACGCCAGGGGAGCAGGGCUCGGGCCCGGGGCGGGGGCGGGGCAGCCGGUCCGCAGCCCUCCACAAAGCCGCGUCCCAAGCCGCCGCUGCGGGCCCAGGAGGCGGCGGCCGAGGAGCCGCCGCCGGCGGACACCCCCGCCGCCUCGGGGUCGGCGCUGGACCUGGGCGAGCAGCGGGAGCGCUGGGAGACGUUCCAGAAGCGGCAGAGGCUCAGCUUCGAGGGCGCCGCCAAGCUGCUGCUGGACACUUUUGAGUACCAGGGCCUGGUGAAGCACACAGGAGGCUGCCACUGUGGAGCGGUUCGCUUUGAAGUUUGGGCAUCAGCAGACUUACACAUCUUUGACUGCAACUGCAGCAUCUGCAAGAAGAAGCAGAAUAGACACUUCAUUGUUCCAGCUUCUCGAUUCAAACUCCUGAAGGGCGCUGAGAGCAUAACCACAUACACAUUCAACACGCACAAAGCCCAGCACACCUUCUGUAAGCGAUGUGGGGUCCAGAGCUUCUAUACUCCACGCUCCAAUCCUGGAGGCUUUGGAAUUGCCCCCCACUGCCUCGAUGAAGGCACUGUGCGGAGUGUGGUCACUGAGGAGUUCAAUGGCAGUGAGUGGGAGAAAGCCAUGAAGGAGCACAAGACCAUCAAGAACAUGUCUAAAGAGUGAGCCCAUGCCUCCUCUGGCCUGAGAGGGUG